CUGUCUUCCCCCGGCCCGAGCGGCGGCGGCGGCGGUGUUUGAGUGCGGGAAGAUGGCGGCUCGGGGCGGCUCGGGGCUGCCCCGGCUCUGAGCGCCCCGAGUGCGGCGAGCGCGGCCGGAGGCGCGGCCAGGCUCCGCCGGCCCUGUCCGCGGCUCCGUCCCCGCCGAGCGAACCCGAGAGCGUGGCGCGGGCCGGGCCAGCUAACGAGUGGAAUGUCAUGGCCAGCUCCUCAGACAGUGAAGAUGACAGUUUCAUGGCUGUGGACCAAGAAGAAGCAGUGCUGGAAGGGACAAUGGAGCAAGAUGAGGAGCCCCAUCCAGUAUUAGAGGUUGACGAGACCAGACAUAAUCGGGCCAUGUCUGAGCUGCCUGAGGAGGUCUUAGAGUAUAUCCUGUCUUUUCUUUCACCAUAUCAAGAACACAAAACUGCAGCCCUUGUCUGCAAACAGUGGUAUCGACUUAUUAAAGGUGUGGCCCACCAGUGUUACCAUGGCUUCAUCAAAGCUGUUCAAGAAGGAAACAUUCAGUGGGAGAGUCGGACUUACCCUUACCCUGGAACCCCUAUCACUCAGCGGUUCUCACACAGCGCAUGCUACUAUGAUGCUAAUCAGUCUAUGUAUGUGUUUGGAGGCUGCACCCAGAGUAGCUGCAAUGCUGCCUUCAAUGACCUAUGGAGACUGGACCUGAAUAGCAAAGAGUGGAUCCGACCUUUGGCAUCAGGGUCCUAUCCUUCCCCCAAAGCUGGAGCAACUCUGGUCGUAUACAAGGACUUGCUGGUGCUGUUUGGUGGCUGGACGCGGCCAAGCCCAUAUCCCCUGCACCAACCAGAGAGAUUCUUUGAUGAAAUACAUACUUACUCUCCCUCGAAAAACUGGUGGAACUGUAUUGUGACCACCCAUGGGCCACCUCCCAUGGCCGGCCAUUCCUCCUGUGUGAUCGAUGAUAAAAUGAUUGUCUUUGGAGGCUCCUUAGGAUCUCGGCAAAUGAGCAAUGAUGUCUGGGUUCUUGACCUUGAGCAGUGGGCCUGGUCCAAGCCGAACAUUUCCGGCCCCAGUCCUCAUCCUCGGGGCGGCCAAUCUCAGAUCGUCAUAGAUGAUACAACUAUUUUAAUCCUCGGAGGUUGCGGCGGCCCCAAUGCUCUGUUCAAGGAUGCCUGGUUGCUGCACAUGCAUUCAGGUCCCUGGGCCUGGCAGCCUCUCAAGGUCGAAAAUGAAGAUCACGGGGCUCCAGAGCUCUGGUGCCACCCUGCUUGUCGGGUGGGGCAGUGUGUUGUGGUCUUCAGCCAGGCUCCUAGUGGGAGAGCCCCACUCAGCCCAAGUUUGAACUCUCGCCCGUCACCCAUCAGUGCCACUCCUCCGGCCCUGGUUCCUGAAACCCGAGAGUACCGCUCUCAGUCUCCAGUCCGGAGCCUGGAGGAAGCCCCCUGUGUUAACGGCCGCUGGGGAACGCUGCGGCCCAGGGCUCAGAGGCAGACCCCCUCGAGUUCCCGGGAAGGGAGUCUGUCCCCGGCCAGAGGCGACGGCUCCCCCGUCCUCAACGGUGGGAGUUUGUCUCCAGGAACAGCGGCUGUCGGUGGCUCUUCUCUGGACAGUCCUGUGCAGGCCAUCUCUCCCAGCACCCCGUCUGCCACCGACGGCUAUGAGCUGAAGAUCGGCCUCUCUCUGGGCCCCCGGCGUGGCUCACUGCCAGAUCAGAAAGAUCUGAGGCUAGGCUCCAUUGAUCUGAAUUGGGAUCUGAAACCCACCUCCAGUAGCAAUCACACGGACAGCGUGGACAGCAGGACAGGCGGGGGGAGUGUGAGACACCCUCCCGAGCAGACGAAUGGUGUGCAUACCCCGCCGCAUGUGGCCAGCGCCCUGGCUGGAGCCGUCUCCCCAGGGGCCCUGCGCCGAAGCCUGGAAGCCAUCAAGGCGAUGCCCGCCAAAGGCCCCUCGGCCUCUGCGGCUCUCAGUCCUCCACUGGGGUCUUCUCCGGGCUCCCCCGGGAGCCAGAACCUGAGCAGUGGAGAGACCGUGCCCAUUCCUCGCCCGGGGCCUGCCCAAGGAGAUGGACAUUCCUUACCUCCCAUUGCCCGCCGCCUGGGCCACCACCCACCACAGUCGCUAAACGUUGGUAAACCCUUGUACCAGAGUAUGAACUGCAAGCCCAUGCAGAUGUACGUGCUGGACAUUAAAGAUACUAAGGAAAAGGGGAGGGUCAAAUGGAAAGUAUUUAAUAGCAGCUCUGUGGUCGGGCCGCCUGAAACCAGCCUGCACACAGUGGUACAAGGCAGGGGCGAGCUCAUCAUAUUCGGAGGACUCAUGGACAAGAAACAGAAUGUGAAGUACUAUCCAAAAACAAACGCCUUGUACUUUGUGCGAGCAAAGAGAUAAUGUGCUCUGAACCUGUUUCCCUUUUUUGUGGCUUUUAAUUUGAAGUUUCCAGUGCAUAAGCAUUUGGACUGAGAAUUGGGAAAAAUGAAAGGACAGAAUUACUCUCCCAUAAACCAAAACCCCAAUUCCCAGCUCACUCACUCUAGGCUGGGAUCAAAUCUCCAUUAAGAAAGAAAUUAUAUAUAAAUAUAUAAAUAUAUAUUAUAUAGCCAACUCUGUUUACAAAGAGGGAGAGAUCUCCGUCCUGGUUCAGAUAAAGGAAAAAAAAUGUUGCUGUGUUUUAGCAGAGGCUGUGCUGCCUUUUUCUACUUUGCUGGUAACUAGACCAAGACUUUUCGGGAACAGAUCGCUAUCCGAACUUUCCUCAGUAAACUGAAGAGCCCUCUGUAAAUCUCUGUGUGGCCUUCUCAGAGUUAGGAGAAGGAAAGGGCCUGAGUGUGUAGAGUGCACAAGUGGAGGAUUCCGAUUUCACAAGCUUUAGGUGCUGGCAGGGUAAAAGUCACUUUUAGGAAACUGUCCUUCCCUUUCUCUGCAAACUAG
Molecule: messenger RNA, 2912 nt
Organism: Sorex fumeus (smoky shrew)
Lineage: Eukaryota; Metazoa; Chordata; Mammalia; Eulipotyphla; Soricidae
Gene: FBXO42
Product: F-box protein 42
Exons: 10
Coding region: 219-2372 (717 amino acids)
Molecular function (GO): protein binding
Source: RefSeq, a predicted model, not a curated record